Messenger RNA from Rhodamnia argentea, 1150 nucleotides. RefSeq names its product expansin-A4. Gene Ontology annotation, cellular component: extracellular region. NCBI's taxonomy places the organism in Eukaryota, Viridiplantae, Streptophyta, Magnoliopsida, Myrtales, Myrtaceae. The coding region runs from base 52 to 843 and encodes 263 amino acids. The record is from RefSeq and is a predicted model, not a curated record. The transcript has 3 exons. Gene Ontology annotation, biological process: plant-type cell wall organization.
CUCUCUCUCUCUCUCCAAGUCCAGCUUCAUUAGCAUCUUAGAGCAGAGACAAUGGCUUCGGCUAGAGUGAUGGCUCUGGCUCUUGCAGUUCUCGGUAUCAUGCUGUCCACCACAUGGAUGGUUGAAGCAAGAAUACCUGGCGUCUACGCCGGAGGGCCGUGGCAGAGCGCUCACGCCACCUUCUACGGCGGCGCGGAUGCCUCCGGCACCAUGGGCGGAGCCUGUGGCUACGGCAACCUCUACAGCCAGGGGUACGGCGUGAACACGGCGGCGCUGAGCACCGCGCUCUUCAACAACGGGCUCAGCUGUGGCGCGUGCUUCGAGAUCAAGUGCGCCGACGACCCACGGUGGUGCCACUCGGGUGGCGAUUCCAUAUUCGUAACGGCCACCAACUUUUGCCCCCCGAACUACGCACUCCCCAGCGACAACGGCGGGUGGUGCAACCCUCCCCGCCCCCACUUCGACCUCGCCAUGCCUGUGUUCCUCAAGAUCGCCGAGUACCGCGCCGGGAUCGUCCCCGUCGCGCACCGCAGGGUGCCGUGCCGGAAGCAGGGCGGCAUCAGGUUCACGAUCAACGGCUUCCGGUACUUCAACCUGGUGCUGAUCUCCAACGUGGCAGGCGCGGGGGACAUCGUGAGGGCGAGCGUCAAGGGCUCGCGCACCGGGUGGAUGAGCAUGAGCCGCAACUGGGGCCAGAACUGGCAAUCUGACGCCGUCCUUGUUGGCCAGUCACUCUCCUUCCGGGUCACGGGCAGCGACCGCCGCACCUCCACAUCCUGGAACAUCGUCCCCGCCGGCUGGCAGUUCGGCCAAACCUUCACGGGCAAGAACUUCAGGGUUUGACUUCCGGCGUUGACCGAGGGUCAUCUUCCUUAAUUAGGGUCCGAGACUGUCAUAGUUUCAACUACUAUUGUGUUAAAGAUGACAAGUAUUGUAAGGUGAGUGAGGCAUAGAAAAGUAGCUGAAGCGGCUGCACAAACACAUUGUAGCCCGCAGCUUAUGAUUAUGAUAGUGAUUAUGAUAGUGUCGCUCUAGGGUUUGAUAUAAACUUUCGAUAUGUGUACGUCUCGAUGACCCUAUUAAUCAUAUGAUUUGAGAAGUAGCGAUUUGGUGAUCUAUAUUUGGAAUUGGAAUGGUGUUAUCUGCUUAA